This is a messenger RNA of Epinephelus moara (kelp grouper), 5578 nucleotides long. RefSeq names its product basic leucine zipper ATF-like transcription factor 2 (gene batf2). Lineage: Eukaryota; Metazoa; Chordata; Actinopteri; Perciformes; Serranidae. Gene Ontology annotation, cellular component: nucleus. The coding region runs from base 2250 to 3560 and encodes 436 amino acids. Gene Ontology annotation, biological process: regulation of transcription by RNA polymerase II. The record is from RefSeq and is a predicted model, not a curated record. Gene Ontology annotation, molecular function: RNA polymerase II cis-regulatory region sequence-specific DNA binding; DNA-binding transcription factor activity, RNA polymerase II-specific. The transcript is spliced from 3 exons.
UGUGGGAACUAUAUAUUUAUUUACGCAAUCUGAAAAUGUUCUGCCUGUCAAAGCUUGCUCCCACAAAAUAUACAUAAUAUAGACUGUUGUAUUUUUAAAAAUACAACAUCUUUGUAUUUUCAUUAUAAUUCAAAACGCACGUUACCUGAUAUUACACAUAUUGUAUAUAUUUUUUGUAUGUAUAUAUCUGUAUAUAUUCUUGUAAAUAUAAUUUAGUUUUCCUUUUUUAUUUUUUUCCUUUAGUUUUAUAUUAUAUUGCCUAAUUAGUUGUUUGUAAUCAAUUUUAAUCUUAAUUUCCUGAAUAUUUCUCAAUACAUUUUCUGUAGCAUGAAUGAGGAAGCAAUAACUACAUUACCUUGUGCAAUCCUGCAUUUUAUACUGACAGUCAGACCAUAAAUCCUUGAAUAUGUGCAUUCGGCCAAUACAAUAAUACAAUGAAUAUUAUUUUCAUAAAAGAUUAAACUUACAUACAUAUAGGCAAGUGAGCGUGAGAAGUUUACUCUUGACUUUUAACAUAGUAGUUUGAAAAAACAACCAACACAAGGCUUUUUUCCUGGAGUUUUCAACUGCAUCUGUCUGAGCACAGUCCAUGAAGUGCAGCUGAUAGCUCUAGAGAAAAACUAACAAGUAGACCCUGUGUGUUUUUAUGUGGAUCAAUGCAUCACAUUCAGGCUAUUCACUUAGUUCAGUAUAUUCCAGGGUGUGAAUUGAUCAGUGGAGAGGAUAAACCAAAUGUGAUGCUACACAGUGAAGCUGCUGCAACAUUGUGUUCUUGUUUCAGGAAUGACAGACAGCUGAAACAACUUUUUGGUGACAUGGUAUUUCUGUCAGCUCCCUCCUGAUCACUUUUAACAGCGCAAAACAUCCCGCAAACCAGAACUUUCCAAUUUUUUCCUAAUUCAUACAAACCUUCUUGUAUCAGAGAGUUUUCUUUUAGGAAUCAAUAAUAUCUUACCAUUUUAAUUUACACACAGUACCAGAGAGUAGCAUCAAAACUUUAGCCUCUUAUAUUAGCAUUACAAAGUAUAAUUUAAGAAGUAAAAUAAAUGUACCUUUAUAAGUUGAGUGAGGUGCUUUCAACAAGAUAGGUGUUAUUUUUGUGAUUUUAUAAAUUGUUAUAACAUUGAUCAAUUUUAAUAAUACGUUUUAUGUUUGCUAGAUAUUUCAAGAGUUAUGACAUUAACAUUAAACACUGAUAUCCUCACUACCAAAGUUGGAAGACCAAGUUAUUAUUAAUGAGGAUUCCCUCUGAUAUCAGAAUAAAUAAUUAACCCUGGUUAUCAGCAUCAGCAACCUUAGUUAAAAGCAACAAACCUUUUAGUGUGGUAUGUUUGUUUUACUUUGUUGAGAGGAGAUUAAGUUAUGUACUGUCAAAGAAUGUUGCUUUUUAUAAUUUAGGUUACAUCAUAUCCUGCAGGGUGCCAGUAAACCCUGUUGGCCCCCGUCUGGGGGCCCGGCCAUUUGUUUCCUGGCAAACGAAAUUGAGAAAUUCCCCGCCCGUGAGGGAGGCACAACCUUUUUCAUUAAUAUGGUCAUCCAGCCCUGAGCUGUUCCUGUCCCUCGCCAUCUUUUCCCAUCCAUUCACUGUGAUGCGUUCACGCACUUUGGAAAAUAUUAGGCAAUGCAACGUAGCUGUAUAAUGGAACUCGAAAACCAGGUUUUAAUCGGUGAGUCAAUUGUUGCUUAAUCGAGACACUCAGACAGGUUAGGUGAAGGCUGGACACAAUCUGCGUAAAAGUAAUUUUGACCGAUAUUGAAGCAAACACCAGCAGCAUUUUGUACCGAUAGUGAAACUAACAUACUACACGUGAAGGCAGCACAGACCCCACAGCAGUUAACCAGCAACGGGUCAGUUUAAAAUAAAGAGAAACUGAAAGCAGCCGCAACAUCAUGUUGCAUCAUCGGCAGCCUGAUGCCAAACCUCAAGCGCUCAAAAGCCACCAGACACACCGGCUGAGCGCUUCACUCCGAGCUACACAUUUACAGAGACAACACGUCAUAAAGCACCAGACAUUAGUCCGCACCACGGAAAUACAGCAUUACCUGUUUAGCAGCCUGUCACGCCGAGUCUUUCAAAGUGUACUCCAAACUGCAGAGCGGCGCCGAGUGUGCGUCAACUACAGUUUGCAUGGCAGCGGUUUCACUCACGGGCGCACAGCUCGGAUGAUCCGGUGACGGUAGCCACAUCCUGCUGGUGGACACUCAGACAGCCAACCCGCCAGCCAGUCAGCUGCAGGACGGAGGAAGACAUGUCCCCGUUAUUCAUGGACACCGGGUACAACAGCCCUGUCACAGUGUCAGAUGAGGGGAGCAACUCCGCUGGACUGGAGAGAGAAGAGGGGCAACAGAUGGGAGGCAAAGGGAGAAAAAGACAAGAGAAGAACAGAGACGCUGCGAGGAAGAGCCGCAGAAAACAAACAGAGAGAGCGGACGAACUUCACGAGGAGCUCCAGGGCCUGGAGCGAUCCAAUUCAGCCCUUAAAAAGGAGAUUGCCGCGUUGAAAAAGGACCUCCACCUCUACACGACGGCUUUGGAGCGCCACAAGCCUCUCUGUUGCCUCAAAGCUUCUGCAUCCAGCUCCAGCCCAACAACCUGCCCCUCAGUUUCCCCCUCGGCAGACCGUCAGGCUGGCCCCAGUCCUCCUGGAGUCCCUCCCCGAGCCUCAAGCUCAACUUUGGCUCCUGCCCCUUCACUGUCUACCUCCCUAACCUCCAUCCUGGGCAUUCAAACCCCUGACUGUGUUGAAAGUAAACACCUCUCAUCUUCAACUCCUCCAAAGACUGCAACGUUAGCCUCACCCAUCAGCUCAUCUGCUGAACACUUUACUUCCUCUAGCUCUGUAACUUCUCCUUACUCCGGCUCUUUCUCUGCAGUUCCAGCUCCUCACUCUUUGUUUAGCGAAUCUCUAAUCACGCCGAGGCCAGCAAAUGUUCGGCCUGUCUGCACAAGCCUUGUGUCAAACCCUGUACCCUCCAGCUCUCUUACCACAGCUGCUCAGCUUCAAUCUAGGCAAGGCCCAAUCCAUGAAAGCUCCUCAAUGUCCGCCACUGCUUCUUUCCCUCCACUUCAUCCUGGUGCACUGGAUGCCUUUCUAAUGAAGCAAGACUCUUUUCUAACUGCGCCAUCUAAUGUAGUGCCCCCUUACUCCCAUUCAGCUGUACAAGAUGGACGUCUAGUAGCGCAGGGUUGCUCCAUGAAUGUGUCCCAGCUUAAUCCAAGUCAGUUCAGCAGAAAUCUAAUCAAUUCAAGUGCGUCUCUUUUACCCCCAGCUCUUCGAGAUCCUCCUCUUCAGCCCCCCUUAGCGCCGACACCUACCUCUGCUUUUGCCUUAAAGCCACGUUCUGGUCAACAAGUCACUGUCAAUCCUGCAUCUCUGCUCUCCCUGCUCACUGUCCCGAGUCCCCUUAAUGUGCCUCAGACUACCUCCAGCAGCUAUGACAGACCUCUCUCUCAACCUCAGCCCCCUCUACCAAUGUUACAGGAGCCCUCAAGAGAUCUUUCCCUUUCUGAGUUCCUGGAGGUCAAUGAUUGGAUACUAAGUGGGACUAGUUAUGAGUAGCACUACAUAGCAAAGGAAGACCAGUUUCCUUUAAUUUAUAUAUUUCUAUAUUUUGUGCAAGUUUAACCAAACUCUUCUGAGCAGCUAUAGCAAUAAUUGUAAAAUACAAGAAGACAGGUUUAACUAUGGAAAACCUGACAUCACAUUAUGACAUAAAGGCCAAACCAAUGUCCAAGCUGUUUAUAUUCAGCUUUCUGCUUCAUAAAAGGACACUCUUUUGAUUUAGUAUUGAGUUGGGGGAUUCACAAGAGCCAGGUUAAAGAAAAAAAUGGUUAAAGCCAAUGCAGUAGAAGUGGAGAUAUCCCAACUUUUAGUUCCUAGUAUGGGUCAAGCUCCAAAAACACUAGAUCCUGCAGUGCAACUAAUAACAUCUUUUGCAAGCGUCCUGUUCUAAAUUGUAACCUCCCAGCCCAAGCAGAAAAACCCUGAUGACAUCACUAUAUCAUCACUGGGGAUAUUUUCUCAGCUGUGUCAAUCCUUCUCCAGAGCCACAGAAGGCAUUAAACAACUGUUUUCACAGGCUGAGUAGUCCUCCGCAUGAUGAGUUACCCAACCGUCAUGACAGAAAUUGGUGCAAUUUCCCUUUAACAACGGCAAAUAAUGCUUAGCCUCGGUUUUUGGAGACUGGGGUCUGACUUAGCUGGGUAACUCUGUACAACAAAUGAGCUUCUUGUGAGUCCGUAGUUUACAAGCUCCUAUACGUAGAGAAACAUUAACCAUACAGUAAAAUCCAGCGGCGUCAUGCUUUACAGUUUCUGAGAAAUCUUUUAGGUAGGCGUCAUCCCUUCCUUUAUCCACAGACAGGACACAGAAAAACUGACUCAACAUUCGAAACUUUGACUUGUAAUUUUAGAUGGGGUGGAGUGCUCACUUCCUUGCAACUUAAUGGAAGUGUGUUUAGGAGAAAUUUCCAUCUGUGGCACGUAAGAGGUGCCAAAGUUAACCACACAGGCAGGGCGCGCCUGGCUGCAUACGAGUUAUGAUUUAACACGAGCAAAGUUUAUUCUUUUUUAUUUGCACCUCUUUAAAAUACAUAAUCAAACUGUCUUCACAGUCUAACAUAUUUUGCUGCUACUGAUCAUUUAAAUCAGUCUAUUUGCUGAUUGUUAUUUUUUUAAGCUACAGUUAUUUAUUUUUUUACAUUUCAGAUGAUACAGUAGAUGUACUUUCAUUUUCACUUUAAAUAACAGAAUUGCAUUAUUUUUAUUUACCGUAAUUAUGCUGAUUCCUUAUUAAUUAAAGUGUUUUGCCAGGCUUUGCUUACAAGAGUGGAUCCACAAUAAAACAAAGUGGGCACCUGCCCAGGACCCCCAAACCCUCAAGGGCCCUUAGAGUCCCCAGAUUGAAUGUGUAUGUGUUGGUGUGUGGUAAUUUAAUUAAUUGCAAAUCAUAAAUAGUUUGUGUAUCAAUAUUAUUUGUCUUAUCUGCCUGUUUAAAAGUUCAUAUUCACAAAUAAAUGUGAAUAACCUCAAGCAGGGGGUGUCAAAGGGCCCUCAGCUCUGCAUUGGGGCCCCCUAGUGGUUACAUUCAGCCAUGAUCACAGGGACAAUUUAUGUGACAACUCAAAAUCCAAUGACACCCCUCAUCCUGUGGGUUUAAACAUGAUAAGAAUGGUUGUGUAAUUAAUAAUUCCCUUAUUGAGUUCAUUUCAAGCGAAUCAAAUGAGAUAAAUAACUGGAUUUUUGCAUUUGACUGUAUCUCACUGUAACUGACGAUAAGAGAACCACGGGGCGGUUCAGACUGCUGUAAGGAAAUUAAUAUGACGAUUUUGUUUUUUCAGAGGAUGAUUUAUGUAGAUUAUUCUGCUUUUAUGUACACUUUAUAUGUAUGUAUGUAUGUAGGAUAUUAUAUGAGCCUGUAUUCCACCGAAAAGUUUAUGAUUAAGUGCGAGACUUUGGGUUUGUGUGUGUGAAUUAUGACUAUUUUGUAUUUAUCAUGCAUUAGAUGAAUAUAUUUAUGUUGACAUUGUGGUUGCAAUUGAAAAGUGCAUUACAAAUAAAACAUUUUAUUAAAAUAAU